CGAAUGCCAUCGUCACAUACAUCGCCUCAGGUAUGCCGACCACACUUUCAUCCGCCCUUAAGUUCAUGGUUAACCAGCGAUCAUAAAUCAUUUCCGCCUGGCAGUCCGUGGGGUAGUCCGUUUGCAUGUCCACAGGAUCCGCAGGAUAAAAUUGGCGGCCAAAUACAAAGCCAUCAAACGGGCCAGCAUUCAUUUCCAUUCCCUCCAACACCGCCAAAGGACUCUACGCCCGAUUCAGUACAAACAGGCCCAUCCGAAUAUCAGGCUGCUGUGAACGCAUUCAUGCAUCAAGCACAAGCAUCAACUACCUCACUUAACGAUACAAGUUGCGCAUUGGAUAUCAAACCAACGAUACCAAACGGUAAUGUCGGAGUUGGUGGCGGAGGCGGCAUCGGUGGAGUAUCAAAUCAAGUUCCUGCGCCCAAACAACGCGAAGGUACGAAUGCGGGUAACAGUAAUAGCAAUAACAACAACAAUACCAGCAGCAAUAAUCACAAUACGCAUGGGGCUAGCAAUAAUAAUAAUAACAACAACAAUAAUAAUAAUAAUAAUCAUUCAACAAGUAAUAAUAAUAAUAAUAAUAAUAAUUCAGCAUUAAAUGGUGGUGCAAGCAGUUUAUUUGAUAGUACACAAGCUGCAUAUGGGGUAGGUGGCGGCGGUGUAGGUGUAGGAGGCAGUGUUGGUUAUGAACCUAGUUAUGCUGCAGCAUAUCACCAUCACCAUCAUCACCACUCUCAUCAUCAGGCAGCAACGGCUGGAAUGUUUCAAACAGCAGCCAGGCAAGCGGGUAUGAGCAGCCAAGAUGUGAAACCACAAAGGACGAAGCCACGCACAAGUGCCGAAGGACGAGAAUGUGUAAACUGUGGCGCCACAUCAACGCCAUUAUGGCGAAGAGACGGAACCGGACAUUAUCUAUGUAAUGCAUGUGGAUUGUAUUAUAAAAUGAAUGGACAAAAUCGACCACUGAUAAAGCCAAAGCGAAGACUGACUUUGCAGUCAUUGCAGAGCGCGGCCAAGCGAGCGGGGACAUCAUGUGCGAAUUGCAAAACCACAACAACAACCCUUUGGCGGCGGAACGCCAGUGGUGAACCAGUAUGCAAUGCCUGCGGUCUUUAUUAUAAACUUCACAAUGUUAAUCGUCCUCUGACAAUGAAGAAGGAGGGUAUACAAACGAGAAAUCGAAAGCUAUCUUCGAAGUCAAAGAAAAAGAAGGGGCUUGGCGGUGCAUGCCUUCCUAUUGGUAGUCAUUUGGGUAUGAGCGAUUUAAUGAAACCAUUGGAUUCUAAAGGCUUUGGAGGUGGUUUCUCAACGUCUAUGGGACAACAUGGACACUUAUCAGGAGGUUUGCAUCCAGCUCAUGCUCAUAUGCACGGAGGAUGGUAUGCCAGUGGAAUGGGUGCAUUGAGUGCCUCAAGCGGACUACAAGGAGGUUUCUCAACAGCCGGUUCAUUAGGAGGAGGUGUUGUACCUCAUUCCCAGUCAUACCACUUAGGACUUAGCUCCAUGGGCACAUGGAGGCCUGACUACACGUGAUGGAGCGGGAAUAAUUUGAACAGCAAUAUUUUUAAUUAAAACUUACUUCAAAUGCAACUUAGACCGAUUUACAAUUAAAAACACACACAGAAACAGAAAACACCACAAAAUAAUGAUUUUUAUUUUUGUCACCAAAACUUCUUACCACAUUAGGAUGAGUUUAUACCACCAACUUUAUAAUAUCUACAACUGGGACUUAACUGACUUCAUAUCCUUGCAAGCAUAUAAAUGAUUUAUAUGACCUCUUUUUCUAUAAAUAUGUAUAUAUAUGUACCUCCACCCUACACACCCUACACCCUAUACCCGUUAUCAUUGUAAAAAGUCAGCCAGGUGAAUUUAUGAGCUUGGACAUAUUUUACAUAUUUACAUCAUUCAGCACAGAAGUCACCAUGCCACAAAAUCAUGCAAUUAGUGGUCGCGCCACCGAACAAAACACAACCACAGUGUGAAUACGAAUAAGGAGACUACUGUUACCCCUUUACUUUUUAACAUCCUUCGAGCUAUACACAGUACACUUACAAUACAACCCUCUAAGGAGAAUAAAAGAAAUGGCUGGUUUUAAUUGAGUGCAAGCAGGAAGGGAGCAGGGGGAGGGGGUGGCUUAUAAAGGGGUUGUUGAAUGUGUGACGGGGGAGAGAAUCAGGAACCCAGUGCGAUUUAACUUUGAUUUAUACAGGCGUAACCUUAAUUUAUUUUAGUAAUGAAUUUGAGCUACGAAUUACAUAAAUUGCGUGCAAUUCCUAUUAUUUAAGGACCUUACACAUUAUUUACAUUUUAUUUUAUAAUUCUUUUAUUUUUGUUUGUAAAAAGAACAUAAUUUUUGUUUAACUAAGUUUAUUUUUUUAAGUAGCAGAAAUUGUAUUAAGUUAAACCGCUUUUCUAUAAUUUAUAGAUAGCUAUGGUAAAAAGUUGCAUACCUAAAUUUUUGGUUAAAAUUUGACCGAAAUGGGGCGGAAAAUAUUACAUAUAUAUAAAAAUUAAAUAUGUAUAGAAAUACACCACAAAUCUGCCAUAACUGUACAGUGUAAUGAUAUAAUAUAGAAUAAAAUGUAGUUAAAAAUUGAUUUUAUUUUUUAUUUAAUAAAAAAAAACAAAAUUUAUAUCUUGUGUAUAGUUAGUAAUAAAAUUAGAACUAAAUUUUUGUCACAGAAAAUAUAAAAUAAUUAAAGAAAACAUUUUGUAUAUAUUUAAAAAUAUUAUAAAUAUAACAAAUAAAUGCACACAUUUUAAUGUGGAAUGUGGAAUCAUGUGUGGAAAUGGAAAGGACAUUGAGGGAAAAAGUUAUGUGUUAAAAAAUCAAAUUACAAUCGUCCUUUUUUGCAGCCAAUUUAUCAUUAAAAAAAAUAUGUAAAUUUUUCCUCUUUGCAAAAAUUUAAAUAUUUAUAAAAAAUGUAAACUAAAAAUAAAACAAAAAAAAAACAUACCGUGAUAAUAUUAAAAAAAAAAAGAAAAAUAAAAUGAGAGAGAAUUUAUCAAAAAAUAUAUAUAUUGUGUUUGUACAGAGUUAGUCAUCAAGCGAUAUAGGUAGGGUACCCACACAAGGUCAAAGAGAAUGGAAGUUUAAAAUAGUUAAAAAAUAAUUUAAUACAAAAAAAAAAAAAAAAAAAUAUACUGAUAUAUUUAAAAUACUAAAAUUAAGAUUAAUUUAAAUAAAAUAUGGAAAAACAUAGCAAAAAGAAAAAAAAACAAUUGUAAAUGUAAAAAACAAACAAAAUAUGUCUUGAUGUGUUAAUAUUAGUAUUAUUACAUUAUUAUUAUAAAUAUUGUAUUAUUAUUCUUAUUAUUG
Messenger RNA from Eupeodes corollae, 3319 nucleotides. Its product is annotated as GATA-binding factor C-like. Lineage: Eukaryota; Metazoa; Arthropoda; Insecta; Diptera; Syrphidae. Bases 4 to 1533 code for a protein of 509 amino acids. The record is from RefSeq and is a predicted model, not a curated record. Gene Ontology annotation, biological process: positive regulation of transcription by RNA polymerase II; negative regulation of transcription by RNA polymerase II; cell fate commitment. The transcript has 7 exons. Gene Ontology annotation, molecular function: RNA polymerase II cis-regulatory region sequence-specific DNA binding; zinc ion binding; DNA-binding transcription factor activity, RNA polymerase II-specific.